CCAGUGGGCGGGGCGCGCAGCGCGGGGCGGUCCCGGCGCAGAACCGCUGCCGGCAACGCUGGGCCCGGGCAGCUGCCGUGAGCGAAGCUGUCGGCGGGGCGAUGCGGAUGGCGGUCGGUGCGGCAGCGGGGGACGGGGCGGCGCAGAGCCCCGGCCCCGCCGCCGUGUCGCUGGGUUUGAGCGUGGCCGUGGUGUCCAGCUUGGUGAACGGCUCCACAUUCGUCCUGCAGAAGAAAGGGAUCGUGAGGGCCCGCGGGCGAGGUACUUCGUACUUGACAGAUAUAGUAUGGUGGUCUGGCACUAUUGCAAUGGCUCUUGGUCAAAUAGGAAAUUUCUUGGCCUACACUGCAGUCCCAACUGUGUUGGUGACUCCCUUGGGAGCUCUUGGCGUUCCAUUUGGGUCCAUUUUAGCUUCUUAUUUGCUGAAAGAAAAAUUGAACAUUCUUGGCAAGCUGGGAUGUUUGCUGAGCUGCGCUGGGUCUGUCGUUCUCAUCAUUCAUUCCCCAAAGUCUGAGAGUGUAACGACUCAGGCCGAGCUCGAAGAGAAGCUUACAAAUCCAGUUUUCGUGGGUUACCUCUGCGUAGUACUGCUAAUGCUUCUCCUGCUAAUCUUCUGGAUAGCUCCAGCUCACGGACCUACUAAUAUCAUGGUUUACAUCAGUAUUUGCUCUCUCUUGGGCAGUUUCACUGUUCCCAGUACAAAAGGCAUUGGGCUGGCUGCUCAAGAUAUCUUUCACAAUAAUCCGUCAAGUCAAAGGGCUUUGUACCUCUGUCUGGUACUUUUGGCAGUAUUAGGAUGUAGCAUUAUCAUUCAGUUCAGGUACAUCAAUAAGGCACUGGAAUGUUUUGACUCCUCUGUGUUUGGAGCCAUCUACUAUGUUGUGUUUACGACUCUAGUCCUGCUGGCUUCAGCCAUCCUUUUCAGGGAAUGGAGUAACGUAGGAGUGGUCGAUUUCUUGGGAAUGGCAUGUGGAUUCACUACGGUAUCUAUUGGAAUUGUUCUUAUACAGGUCUUCAAGGAGUUCAACUUCAAUAUCGGAGAUUUAAAUAAACCUAACAUGAAGACAGAUUAAUUUAUUUUUUUCUUUUGAGGGGAAACUGGGUGGCUCAGGGAAAGAUAAAGAGCCUUUCAUUUCUAGGUCACUGAUUCAAAUAUGGUUCAGGUUGGUAGUCAGCCUCUGAUGAUUCGGUGGCCUACAUGAAAUGAAUUGGAGGCCUCCAUCCAGUUUCAAAGGAACAGUUAUCCAUUGUACCCCAGUCAAUACAAUAAAUGACCUUAAUUGGAACCACGGAUUGAGUUAGCAUAGAGACUGAUGUAUUUCCUUACUUUAAAGGAUAAUCUAUCAGAAGAGAUGUGAGGAUAUUCUGACAGACUUGAGUGAAUCCUUGUCUUAAGGCUGAGGUGUUGUUUUUGUGGGUAGAAAACAUCGGUUUCUAAUGCACUCAAUCCAACUCCUUUCCAUGAGUGAUGUAUACCUUAAAAAUAAGAGGGGAAAAAAUGCGAGUUGAACAAUUUGUUAAUAUUGCAAUGUGUUCACUGUCAAGGCUGUGAAUUCUGGGACUAAUGGUGGUUGAAUUAUGGACUGCAGAUUUGUCCUUUUUAGUGACUGUCUUGGCAAUUUGGUCUGUCGUGCAGUGAAGACACCGGGGAGUUUAAAAUUAAUUAAUUGAAUUAUUUACACAGAGCAGUGAACCUUUAAAAUCCUUCACUAUUUACUUAUCAGCUGAUGGUAGUGUUCAGGGUUUGAAUUUUCCUUUGUAACAUGUGCAUUAAGACAUACUGCAUUCACCUGGGAGUUUUUAAUUGGGAGCAAAGACUGUAAAAGAUAUGGAAGUGAUGCACAGACUCAUUGCCUAUAUUGGUGGCUUAUUUGUAAGCAGCUCAGAACUAUUUCAGUGCCUUUGUAAUCCAAAAAUACUGCAUAAAUGUGAAUGUAUUUGUUUCAGAUGGCCUAUAUUGGUUUAAUAAUUCAGUCUCACUGUCAAUAAUACUGGAUUGUAUUCAAAUUCUGAACAUGUAAAGCAUCCAGGAGACACAUAUUUUGGAAGAAUAGACUUGCCUGAACUGAAACUCUUAGACGCUUCAACAGCUUUGGCAUAGUUGUAAUGGGAAGAGGUAACCUAUGAGAGGACUGUUCAAAGCCAGCCAACAUACCUUGGUUCUAAUUGACUAAACACAAGAAGCUGCGUUGCAAAGUAGUUAAUAAGCGGCAAAAACAAAAUAGACAUUUAAAAGACAGAAAAGCAUAAGAUUUCUCAUUGCUCAGGAAAAGGAAAGAUGGCCUUGUCCUCUUGUAACGUGGGAAAAGGAGAUUGAAGCCUUACAAAGAGAGCUGAGUUUCAGGAAACCAACUGGAACGUACAUUCAGAUCCACUAAUUUACAGACCUUUAUGAAUAGUUCAGCAAUAAUAUUUUGACAGGUAGUACUCAAUAGCUUAAGCUGCGAGUGGAAUGAUUCUGAACUGAUUAGGUUAAACUUUACAGAGAACAUUUGUGCGUCAAAAAUAGUUAAUUUUCACGUGUUUAUAUUUGCUAGUUAAAAAACCACAAGUCAAAAAUUUGUGAGGAAGGCUUGAGAAGUCAUAAAUGUUUGUUUCCCUUUGAGUACAGAAGCAGAAAUCGUUCAGUGGGACUCGAUAGCUCUGGGUCAGGAUGUUUCUUGAAAUGAACAAAAUAUGGUUAUGAAACAGCGUUUGAAAAAGUUCAUGAUGUUUUUGAAGAAUUCGUGAAUCUUUGUGACUGGCUGAGGGUAAUGCAAAUGUUGGUUAAUGGAAGUAAUGGCGUCCACUCUGAAGUGGGUUUGUUUUGGUGUUUUUGUUUCUUUUUCCUUUGGUGUGAAUUAAUGCUAUCUUAAAACUCACCUAUUGUUUUGGAUGCCACUUUGACAACUCUGAACUCCGGACUCGUGGUCUGAACUGGCAGAAAUAUGCACUGUUAUAGGCUGGCACCUAAAUUGGGUGUCUCGGCUUAAUAGAAUAGCACUAGCAGAAAAGGGGCCACCUUGGAUUUGCAGAUACUUCAUAUGAUUUCUAGAAAGUUUCCAAAUUGUAGAUGGGGCAAAUUGGACCACGAAAGAUAGUUAUUCAACUCUGUGGGUAUUGAUUAGAGAUGGUAUAUCGGUUAUCAGUAGACAUUUGUUUUGUCACACUAGUUCCCUACUUUUAAUGAAACCUGAACUGUACGUAAGUUAUGAGGCCUGUAGUUGACCUACUUUUUAAAACAAUGUUAAUUGUUUUCUGAAGCAGUCGAACUGUCUUUUCAACAUCCACCUUCACAAGUUGAGCGUUGGUUUUGUACCAGCCUUUAAUCUCCGAAUGCUUCCACAAAGAACUUUCUUUAGGUUAAAGUGCAAAAGUUUGUGGUCUUAUCUCAGACCUCCUUUGGCCAUAUUUGUGUGUUUUGUUUUCAAACAUUCCUAUUUAUUUAGAAAGUGCCUAUCCUAGUCCGUUAGGUGCAUAUGCAAGUUAUUAGUUAAUAUUGCAUCCACAAUAACUUGACUGCCCUGUCUAACUCUUGCCAUUUUCCGCAACACACAAACAAGUUUACUUGAUGAGCACUCUCCAAGCAGAGUAAGAAUUAAGUAGCAACCAUGUUCUGUGGUCCUUUGGCCAUCCUUACAGCUGAUAAAUGUAUGGGUGGAUGUCUUCUCCCCGGCUGCUCCUCAUCCAUGAUGAGCUUUCUAGAAAUGUCUAGUUAACCUUGUUGUUUAAAACAGAUGUCAAAAGCCAGCACAUAAGAUGAAAGAAAUUCUCGUGGCCUUGCACAUCAUUUAUAUCUGCAGCCUUUUACAUAGUGAAUGCUAAAUAACGGAAGCCUUUAUUUUUGCUACUUUGUUCAGUAUGUCACGAUGUUCUUUUGAGUACUGCUGUACCUGGAUCUGGUUCAAUUCUAACUUUAGGAGUGGAUUAGCAUUUUGUUGUCACUGUUGGUAUCAUUCUUCUUCCCUGCAUCCCGUGGCCUCCCUUUUUUAGUCUUUGCCAGUUGCUUUUCUGAUUGAAAAGGAGGCACUGUUGAAGUUGAAUUUUAGCUGUUCUGGCUUUUUUUUUUCCCCACCUCUGUCAAGUAAGCACUUGAAAAAGACAUUUGAGUUCCAUCAUCUCAGGGAGCAAAUGUGCAUAGCUGUUUCCUGAGCUUUCCCUCAUGGAAGUGAUGGAGCCUACACGUGUAAAAUGGAGUGAUUACAGUGGUGGGAUGCAUUUGAGUUAAAUUCAAACCCAUACAAAAGGUUUUUCACUCUCUAUGUCUGACUUCUGUUGUACUUAUCAAACAUACCUACUUGUUACUCACCUUGACAAUAGCGCUUUGAUGAUUAUCCCUUCAGUGUAUGGAGGAUUUACAUGUGUCACUCCCGAUCUUUACUAGGUGUCAAACACAAGGAUCCCUCAAAUGUUCAGUAGGAAAAUAGUUACAUUUUUGAUACAACAACCAAAAAAAGGAUUUGUUACCUUAAGUACUUAUGUAAAAAUGAAAUAUACCUAAGGUUAUCUGCUGUACUGACUUUCCAAGACAUUAUAUAUGUAAAUAGAGCCUAUUUAUUAGUGAGCUAAAACUGAUAUUAACAAGAACCUGUCAUAUCACAGUUUGACAAUUGAGGCUUCCUAUUAAUCAUCUUGGUUUGUAUCGAACGUAUGUAUUUUUCUGAAGUAACUAGCACUGAAAAAUGAAAACACUGGAUUUUGUUUGUUAAAACACUAGAAUCUGUGAGGUUUAGCUUUGCUUUUUAUUUGAAACAUAGAGGGUUUGUACUUGAAGAAAGAUCUGGGGUUAAUAAGUAUGAAGCGCUUAAAACCGGACUUGGCACGUUUUACCCUUCUUUCUUCAUAAAUAUAAAGCAUUCUACAGAUGUUCCUCAGUUGUCUCGCUGAAGCUUCACUGUUAAAUCAACUAUUAACAAACAUUUAUCAAUUACCUGAUAUCUUUUCUUUACGGUGGCCAAUCUUUGAAGUAAUGUUUCGAUGCUACUGAAUACAGGCUGAAGCGAUGCAGAAUGUUAGUGCACCACGUGAGGCACUAGCGAUGUGGAAAGUUCUUACUAUUAGUGCCCAUGUGUUUCAGACAACAAUGUUGAAAUGAUUACAAAGUUAGAGAUGAAGAAAUCUUUCUUAAAGGCUGAAAAUAAGUGUUUUUGGUGGGUUUUCUUGUGCUCGGUUGGGUUUUGUUUUCUUUUUUUUUUCCUCUAAGCAGAUACUCUGGAGGGUAGAAAAUGUUACACAAAUGGGGUAUUUUUAACUUAAUUCUUUCUUUUUUUUUUCAACUGUGGAACUUUCUUCUUUUUUCUAACUUUUGUUUUCCUGGCAUAUUGGAAAAACAAAACAAAACCAAAACCAGUUCUGAUGAGAUGUGGGGUAAAAGUGGAUGGCAACAAAUACAUAAUGUCAGGUUGCUUCAAUGCUAUUGCAAUAUAAUCACUAUGGAUUACAUAAAAAUGGUUUAUUUUAUUAGCUUUCAAAUAAUGUGUGUGUGUGUGUGUAUAUAUAUAUAUAUAUAUAUAUAUAUAUAUAUAUAUAUAUACACACAUAUAUAUUUGUUAAUGGCCUACCAAGUCAAGCUUACUCUUUGCUUUUUAAAUAAUAGUUAUAGGCAUGUUGUAUUUGCCUUGUGUAAAUUACAAGAGGCUAUUUAUUAAGUUUUCUGAUGACUAAUCUAUUUAUUAAUCUGUAACAUUUUAAAAUAAAUGAUUUUAUUUCUAGCUCAA
Coturnix japonica (Japanese quail) is the source of this 5696-nucleotide messenger RNA. RefSeq names its product NIPA magnesium transporter 1 (gene NIPA1). Gene Ontology annotation, molecular function: magnesium ion transmembrane transporter activity. Gene Ontology annotation, cellular component: membrane. Gene Ontology annotation, biological process: magnesium ion transport. The record is from RefSeq and is a predicted model, not a curated record. NCBI's taxonomy places the organism in Eukaryota, Metazoa, Chordata, Aves, Galliformes, Phasianidae.